AGCUCAUUUCUUCCCAGAAGCCUUUGUAGCAGCUCGGCGGUGCUAACUGCUAAGCUCAAAAUGCUACUUCACUAAUCCGUCUGCCUGCAGCGGAAAUCAGAAACCCCACCACUGCUGGGCUUCUUCACUCUGCUGGAGUACCGCCGUGUUAUCGUUAACGGCUGAAGAGGACCUUCAAAUGUGAGAUUGCCUCUGCACUUGUUAUCCAAGGACAGACACUGAUCGUGCUGCCAGAGUUAAUGUUUAUCCACAAUGCCACAGAGAGAAGGAUAGCGGUUGUAUCAUUUCAAUUUCUGGAACUGCUUUGGAGUGAACCUUGAGUUUAAAAAAGGGGGGAAAAAAAGCUGCCGUGACUUUUAACCAAGCUUUUUUCCCCUUUUCCAUUUGCACUACUGCUCUGUGUGCAAACCGUAGCGGCAGCCGAAGCGAAAGGGCGUUGACUCUGGUUGUGCAGGAGGAUUAAAGUUUUCGGUGGGAGUGGGGACUGGACCAAGAGAGCAGGUGUACAGCAACAACAGUCAUGCUACGGGAACACUAGUCUCACUAUUUGUGCCCCUACUGUGUUGUGUUUUUCUUUUUUCUUUCCUCCUUUUCCUGCAAUCUCAUCAGUUUGGAUGGUUGAGCACAAGGGCCACUUUGAAGGAGACCACCGGUGACUGUGGUUCUGGCCAGAGCUGACAGACUUUUUGCCAGCAAUUGCUGCUUCAGGAGCUUCUCCACAGCCUCUACUGCAGUAGCCUCCUGUCACUGUGAUAUCCGGUGUACUGAGUGGAGGUUGCAGGCAUCACAGCUUCUACGCUGGCGUAGAUUCUUAGUUUCCAUCAUUACUUUUUCCAGUUCUCUUGGACCUUUUUGCCUUUUCUGUUGAAAACAUCAGAUCUAUUCAAGGUCAUUUUUUUUUUUUAUACAUCUGAGUCUUGAGGAAGCAAAGGACCGCUCCACAGGAGGAUGAAGCUGAGGAAACAGGUGACGGUGUGCGGAGGGGCCAUAUUCUGUGUGGCCGUGUUCUCCCUUUAUUUGAUGUUGGACCGAGUCCAGCAUGACCCUGCAAGGCGACAGAAUGGAGGAAACUUUCCACGGAGCCAAAUCUCUGUCCUCCAGAAUCGGAUAGAGCAGCUGGAGCAGCUCCUGGAGGAAAACCACCAAAUAAUCAGCCACAUAAAGGACUCUGUGAUGGAGCUCACAGACACAGGAGCUGUGUCUCCCAGCGGCCACCUGCCGUUCAGAAGCGCCAAUGGGUCCUGGGUGCUACCGUUUGAUGGUCGCCCGACUUUCCUUGUUGUGAAGCCUCAGGACUGCCAGUUUGCUGUUGGGACCCGUGCUCAAACAGAUGUACAGAUGCUGGAUGUGUACUCCCUCCUCAAGUUUGACAACCCUGACGGCGGUGUGUGGAAGCAGGGCUUUGACAUCACUUAUGAACCUGAUGAGUGGGACAAUGAACCUCUGCAGGUGUUUGUGGUUCCUCAUUCUCACAACGAUCCAGGUUGGGUCAAGACCUUUGACAAGUACUUCACAGACCAGACGCAGCAUAUUUUAAACAAUAUGGUCGUGAAGCUGGCCGAGGAUUCUCGGAGGAAGUUCAUCUGGUCAGAGAUUUCAUUCUUCGCCACGUGGUGGGAGACUGCAGACGUCUACAAACAGGAAGCCAUGCGCAAACUGAUCCUUGGAGGGCAGCUAGAGAUUGUGACAGGAGGCUGGGUGAUGACGGAUGAAGCCAACGCUCACUACUUUGCUAUGAUAGAUCAACUCAUUGAAGGGCAUCAGUGGUUGGAGAGAAAUCUGGGUAUUACUCCUCAAAGUGGGUGGGCGGUGGACCCCUUCGGUCACAGUGCCACCAUGCCCUAUCUGCUGAAGAGGGCUAACGUGACCAGCAUGUUGAUCCAAAGGAUCCACUACUCCAUUAAAAAACACUUUUCUUCAACCAGAAGUCUGGAGUUUAUGUGGAGACAAGCCUGGGACACUGGCUCCAGCACAGACAUCUUUUGCCACAUGAUGCCCUUCUACAGCUACGACGUGCCUCACACCUGCGGUCCUGAUCCGAAGAUCUGUUGCCAGUUUGACUUCAAGAGAUUACCGGGAGGUCGGAUCAACUGCCCUUGGAAAGUGCCGCCCAAAUCCGUGGUGGAGGCCAAUGUUGCAGAAAGAGCACAGUUGCUUCUGGAUCAGUACCGUAAAAAGUCUAAACUCUACCGCAGCAAGGUGCUUCUGGUUCCAUUAGGAGACGACUUUCGCUACGAUAAGGCUCUGGAGUGGGAUCAGCAGUACAUCAAUUACCAGAAGCUGUUUGAUUACAUGAACUCGCACCCUGAGCUGCACGUUCAGGCUCAGUUUGGGACCCUCACAGACUACUUCAGUGCUCUGUACAAAGCCUACGGAGUGCCUCAGGGAUCCAGACCUGGUGACUUUCCUGUCCUCAGUGGGGAUUUCUUUGCCUACGCAGACCGCGAGGACCACUACUGGACGGGCUAUUACACCUCCAGACCCUUUUACAAAAGCUUGGACCGUGUGAUUGAGUCACAUCUGAGAGGGGCAGAGAUUCUCUACAGCCUGGCAGUAGCAAACGCUCGGCAUGCUGGGAUGGAGGGUCGCUACCCAGUGACUGACUACGCCCUGCUGGUAGAUGCAAGGCGGUCAGUCGGCCUCUUCCAGCAUCACGAUGCGAUCACUGGCACCGCUAAGGAGAAUGUUGUCAUUGACUACGGUACCAAAUUACUUCGUGCACUCAUUGGACUGAAGAGAGUUAUUAUCAACGCUGCUCAUUUCCUGGUGAUGAAGAACAAAGAGUUUUAUCGUUUUUACCAGACAGAGCCCUUCCUAGAGACGGACGACAGACGUGCGACUCAGGACUCUCUGCCUCAGCGCACUUUAAUUGAGCUGGACCCAGCUGGACCAAGAUACCUGGUUCUGUUCAACCCCAUUGAGCAGGAGCGUCUCUGCGCCGUCACCGUGUUGGUGAACACGGUCAGGGUGCGGGUGCUUACUGAAGACGGACAGACUCUCCCUGUGCAGCUGAGCGCUCAGUGGAGCUCUGCUACUCAAAUGAGUGCCGAGGUAUUCGAGGCAACAUUCAUGGUCCGCCUGCCUCCCCUCGGCCUGGCUGUUUUUCAUCUUUACGACUCGGCCGAUUCACCCAUGACGAUUCGCUCAGACACUCUGCUCAGGCUGUCGGGGCGCAGCGGCUCUGCUCGGGCUCUGGACCCCCUUCCUGUCCGCUCUCAGCCGGCUGACGCUCAGACCUUUUACAUCAGCACGCAGACGCUGACUCUGGGUUUCUCUGGAACCACCGGCCUGCUGGAGAGUAUCAAGCGUAAGGAUGAUCCACAAGAGGUUAAGGUUCAAAUGCAGUUCAUGAUCUACGGCACACGUCCUUCGAAAGACAAAAGUGGCGCUUACCUCUUCCUGCCAGAUGGAAAGCCAAAGCCCUACAACCAGAAAGAACCUCCUGCGGUGCGUGUUGUCGAAGGGCCUCUUUUCUCUGAAGUGGUGGCACAAUACCAGCACUUUCAGCAGACUGUUCGCAUACACAACGUGCCAGGGGUGGAUGGUUUGUCUGUAGACGUCACUAUAUUAGUGGACAUCCGGGAUCAGACCAAUAAGGAGCUGUCCAUGCGGCUGGUCACCAACAUCCAAAAUGGAGACGUCUUCUACACAGACCUCAACGGUUACCAGAUCCAGCCCCGUCGAUUCUACCAAAAGCUUCCUUUGCAAGGCAACUUUUACCCAAUGUCCAGCCAGGCGUACAUCCAGGACAGCCACCACCGCCUCACGCUGCACACGGCUCAGGCUUUGGGCGUCUCCAGUCUGGACAGCGGUCAGCUGGAAGUGAUUAUGGACCGGCGGCUGAUGCAGGAUGAUAAUCGAGGGCUGGGUCAGGGUCUCAAAGACAACAAGAAGACAGCGAAUCGUUUCCGCUUGCUACUGGAGAGAAGAUCAAUUGAUAACAAGCGUGAUGGCUUCCUUGCCAAACUCUCGUCUUUGUUGCGCUAUUUCUUCUCUCAAAUCCCGAGCGGCGGAGUUCGCGAGAUGAUGGACAGCGCAACAACGAGCUUCCCGUCUAUGGUCAGCCACGCCACCAGCUCCCUGCUCAACCACGAGGUCCUGGCGUUGCCUGUCCUGCCGAAAAGACGCGGCAUCCCUCCUCUUCAGACGUUCGCCCCGCUCAAGUCCGUCAUUCCCUGCGAUGUCCACCUGCUCAACCUGCGGAGCAUCCAGACGCAGAAGGAUCCCGAGUCUCCAUCUCCCUACACCGCCUUGCUCUUACACCGCCUGGCUACGGACUGCGGAUUUGAGGGUCAAAACCUCGGCUUCAACUGCAGCACGACGCAGGGACGGCUCAGUGUGUCGAAUCUUUUCAAGAACGUGGACCUGCAGCUGCUGCAGCCCAUGUCCCUGACCCUGAUGCAUUCCAGCAUGCCUUUGGCCAACGACUCCAUCAUCAGUCUGGAGCCCAUGGAGAUCUCUGCCUUCAAGCUCAAGCUGCGCUAAGAGCCGUAAACGCACAUCGGACUAGCGACAUCAAGAACCAGGGUCAGGGUUUCCCUGCAUUGUUGAGCUGAACUCGGAGAAACAGGGUCCGCUGCAGUGGCGCUGACUGAACUGCAGGGGGCAGACAUCAGCAGCUGCUGCUGUAGCUCUGAGGAGACGCAGCAGAACUUGAGGUGAAUUUGAAGUCGUUCCAUAUCUGGGGAAGACUGCGAGUAUUUCUCAUCAGUCAAAGCUGAGUCUGCAAUCGGAUAUGAAAACACUUUAUUUUCUGCUU
This is a messenger RNA of Poecilia latipinna (sailfin molly), 4759 nucleotides long. It is a transcript of the gene man2a2, whose product is annotated as mannosidase, alpha, class 2A, member 2. Gene Ontology annotation, molecular function: alpha-mannosidase activity; carbohydrate binding. Lineage: Eukaryota; Metazoa; Chordata; Actinopteri; Cyprinodontiformes; Poeciliidae. Gene Ontology annotation, cellular component: Golgi membrane. Gene Ontology annotation, biological process: protein deglycosylation; N-glycan processing; mannose metabolic process. Bases 949 to 4485 code for a protein of 1178 amino acids. The transcript is spliced from 24 exons. The record is from RefSeq and is a predicted model, not a curated record.